Opisthorchis viverrini is the source of this 225-nucleotide messenger RNA. RefSeq lists its product as hypothetical. Lineage: Eukaryota; Metazoa; Platyhelminthes; Trematoda; Opisthorchiida; Opisthorchiidae. The transcript is spliced from 3 exons. The coding region runs from base 1 to 225 and encodes 74 amino acids. The record is from RefSeq and is a predicted model, not a curated record.
AUGGCUAAUUCAACUUCCGAGAUGCAGAUCAAGGAGACCUCUGAACUAUAUGUUCGCUGUAGCACGGUCUGCUUCGACAGAUGCGUGAGCAACUUUACGGCUCGAAAACUCAACGAUUCAGAGCUUUCCUGUAUUGAAAAGUGCACGGAAAAAUUCGCAAAAAUGAAUCAACGACUUACAUUGAGGUUAUUCGAACUGAAUAAGGAAGAGCUUGCCAAGCAGUAA